Lepus europaeus (European hare) is the source of this 957-nucleotide messenger RNA. RefSeq names its product olfactory receptor 52Z1P-like. The coding region runs from base 1 to 957 and encodes 318 amino acids. Gene Ontology annotation, cellular component: membrane. The record is from RefSeq and is a predicted model, not a curated record. Gene Ontology annotation, molecular function: olfactory receptor activity; G protein-coupled receptor activity. Gene Ontology annotation, biological process: G protein-coupled receptor signaling pathway. NCBI's taxonomy places the organism in Eukaryota, Metazoa, Chordata, Mammalia, Lagomorpha, Leporidae. The transcript has a single exon.
AUGACAUCCUCCUCCAAUCACACCAAUCUUAGAGACAUCUGGUACACCAUGAUAGGGAUCCCAGGGCUGGAAGAUGCACAUGUGUGGAUCUCCAUCCCUAUAUGUUCCAUGUAUUUAGUUGCCAUUGUAGGCAACACCCUGCUGUUGUUCCUAAUCCUCACUGAGCACAGGCUUCAUGAACCCAUGUACUUUUUCCUCUCCAUGUUGGCCUUGGCAGAUAUCUUUCUCUCCACAGUCACCACUCCAAAGAUGCUAGCAAUCUUCUGGUUCCAAGCCGGAGGUAUUUCUUUUGGUAGCUGUGUAUCUCAGAUGUUCUUCCUCCACUUCAUCUUUGUGGCAGAGUCUGCCAUAUUGCUGGCCAUGGCAUUUGAUCGUUAUGUAGCCAUCUGCUAUCCAUUAAGAUACACUACUAUUCUAACCCACUCAGUCAUUGGAAAAAUGGGUAUUGCCUCUGUGAGUAGAAGCUUCCUCAUCUGUUUCCCCUUGGUUUUUCUGGUUUAUCGUCUUACUUACUGUGGCAAGAACAUUAUUUGUCACUCAUAUUGUGAACACAUGGGCAUUGCCAGGCUGGCCUGUGAUAGCAUUAAAGUCAACAUUUACUAUGGGGUCAUUGCAGCCCUAUUUUCUACAUGUCUGGAUGUGGUGCUUAUCAUCGUCUCCUAUGCACUUAUACUUUGUGCUGUGUUUAGAAUUCCUUCCCUUGAAGCUCGACUCAAGGCUUUGAGUACUUGUGUCUCCCAUGUCUGUGUCAUCCUUCUCUUCUAUACGCCAGCAUUCUUCUCCUUCUUUGCUCACCGAUUUGGGGGCCGCAACAUACCACUCCACGUACAUAUUCUCCUUGCUAAUCUGUAUGUGGUGGUGCCACCCACUCUCAACCCCAUCAUUUAUGGGGUUAAAAACAAGCAAAUCCAGGAGACAGUUAUCCAGGUCUUUGCUUUCAGAAAGACAUUUUAUUGA